Messenger RNA from Penicillium cosmopolitanum, 1674 nucleotides. RefSeq lists its product as uncharacterized. The coding region runs from base 1 to 1674 and encodes 557 amino acids. The record is from RefSeq and is a predicted model, not a curated record. Lineage: Eukaryota; Fungi; Ascomycota; Eurotiomycetes; Eurotiales; Aspergillaceae. The transcript has 3 exons.
AUGGCGUCGUCAGCGCAGCAACAGCCUGUUGUCGAGGGGAGUAACAUACGAAUUACAUACAAGGUGCCUUCGACGUUCACAUCGUCAACAUUGCCCUCCAUCCACGAAAAUACCGUAAUCCUCGCCGUUACCCACCCGUCCAUGACCAGCGCAGACCCAGCCAAAGACGGGUCGUUUAUUUCCGACUUUUACGCCUUUAACUAUCUCCUAAAGGGUGAAGGUCAGGAACAGACGUGGCUCACAGCAACUGCCCCGGAGGAGGUGGUAGAUAAAUACGGGUCCUACUUAUAUGGCAACCCGCACGGAGACGGCAAAGUCUGCCUCGAUCGUGAAAUCCUGGACCAGAAUCAACUCACCGAUGUUACUGUGGUUCAGCCAAGUGAUAUGAUCGAGCGGUUCCUCUCCGAGGCGAAGCGAGCAUCAGAGUUGGCGAAAAGAACCGACGCGCCACUCCUUCUUCUGAUCUUCUGUCACGGACUCCCGAAUCAUCAUUUCCUCCUAGAUGAUGAGAAUCGAGAGAAUAAUCUGAGUAUGCGUACUUUGAAAGACGUCCUUGCGCCAGGUACCCGUACUACCCUGGUAACUACCGGUUGCUACUCCGGAGGGUGGGCAGUUACUCCAGAUCUGAACAUCACUGCUUCGACUGGUGCUGGUCCCACGGGUGAUUUACUUCAAGGCCUUUCUCUUUGGGAUAUAUCGCCGAAAAUCGAGCGAAGCUGUGGUUCGAUAUUCGCGGGUUCAAUUUUCCAAGAGCUAUCCAGCGCUGCAAGUCCCCUGCUAGAUGAUCCCCGUCAGUCUGAGCAACCAGAUUGCGAAGAGAGCCUCCAGCCACAGGAACCUACCGAUGAACAAACCCUGGCCUACGAUGCAUUCCGCCAAUCAGUGUUAGAUGCCUGUCAAAACACGGCUACGCGGCUUAGCUCAAGUUCUUUCCAGCACUUCACCUUCAGUGCUCAGAAUGAUGACUGGGAGUAUUCGUGGACUGGAAGGACUGGAAUACCACUAGCUCACUUUGAAGAGCGGUGGAAAAGAUUGAAAGCUUAUCCUUAUACAGGAUCGGAGGAGAAUAAAACCAAGCAGGCGGGAGAACAAGCGGAAGAGGCCGGAAACAUCGUCGACACCAUUACCGACCAAAUGGCCCAUGAGAGACUCAAAGAGAUGGCUAGGAUUUUCCACAAUACUACUUGUCCAUACGACUGGACCCUAAGUGACCAUGUAAGCUUGAGUGGUCGUUUGUUCUGCUUCUAUAAGCUGGGCUUGAACCUUGAACAAGCGGGCAUGUUGGAGGCAACUAUGCGUUUCCGGUGGGAAGCGGCACUUCUCGCAGACUACAUUGUCGAGACUUUCAGGCUUCCAGUCCCAUGGAAUGAGAUCUGCAUCAUGUGGCAUGACAAUGCUUGGGCGAAUGCGAUCGAGAAGAAGUUGUCGGCGCUCGUGGGCUGGGAGCCUCGCCUGAAGCUACAGGGCCCGCGCUUUCACCGGCCAUUUCGUUAUGUGAUAGCGGUUUUGAUAGAGGCUGAUACUCCGGAGGAUGAGAUAACAGCUAUCAAUAACGGUAUCAUAGAGGUCAUGAGAAACGUCCGGGCCUUCCAGAAUCAGCGCGUGUGCCAUAACGAAGAGGUGCGGCAUAGGGGACGUGAAUGGCUAGAGUCUAUUGGUCGACGGGCGCGAUGA